AAAAUGUCUACUCUGUAAGUAUACACGCACGCCAUUGAACGUAACUUCAUCGGGUUAUUAUUUUGAUUUCAAAAUAAAAAUCCACGAAGGAACUGCCAGAGCCAUUAUGGCUCUGGAACUGCUGUGAUUUUCGUGAAAAAGUCUAGCUCGCGUGAAUUGUGAAACUAUUAUGGCCCAACCCAAUGCAAAUUCGUCGUUCCCAAUAACUUUGAUUAAUAAUGAUAGGGAAAAGAGUUAUAUGAAAAAGGAUAUCCUUGGCAAAGGCACUUUUGGUAUCGUUUUUCGUGGUUCCUAUCGUGAUGAAGAAGUCGCUGUCAAAAGACUCGAGUUGGCAAGAUUGGAUGCAGCAGACGACCGUGAAGUAAAACUGCAGAUAGAUCUUGAGCACGAUAAUGUUCUCAAAAUCUUGUCCGUUGAUGAAGAUGAAGAUUACAAAUACAUCUUUUUGGAAUUGUGUGCGGGCACACUUAGCGAAGUUAUUGCCAAUAAAUAUGAGGGCCCUUCGCUUCCGACCCACAGAGAAUCCAUGUACCAAAUUGCAAAUGGCCUCGAAUACAUGCACUCAAAAAAACUUAUCCAUCGGGACAUCAAACCAGAAAACAUUUUGAUUUCCGUGACAGGUCAAUUGAAACUAUCGGAUUUUGGUUUAUGUAAAUCAAUCAGCACCCGAGACACCUGUUCCAUGAGUGGAACUAAAGGGACUCUUUUAUGGAUGGCACCAGAAAUGCGUGGGAAUGAUGAAAUUAGAAAAAGAUCAUCAGCAUCAAUGAGUGAUAUUUUCCCAUGCGGUUGCGUCUUUUUCUUUCUUUUGACUGGUGGGAAGCAUCCGUUCGGCGAUAUGAAUGACCACGUUCAAAUACAUCUCAAUAUUCGAAUGGGCGAACCAACUAAUAUAAAAGAAUUGAAGUCAGAUCAUUUUGCGGCUCAUAUUUUACGUAAAAUGAUUGAUCUUAAUCCGCAAAACAGAAUUUCUGCAAAAGAAAUAAAAAAUUCACUGAGAAAGAGAGAGAUUGAAGCGAAAAGAAGCAGCAAUUUCAUUAAAGGUCAGUUCAAAAGAAUUGCGCGAUUAGUGCGUGAGGGAAGAGGAAAUAUCGCCUCCCGUUUCCACCCGAAGAAAUUAGUUCUCGCCUGCGGCGCUGAAGAUAAAAUUAUUUUCUUUUCUGCCGAGAAUUCGUUCAUUCCUUUUUCUAAUUGGAAAGAGGACGAAAAAAAGUUUCAAAUUGGACAUAUAAAGGACAUUAGGACGGUGGAAUGGAAUUUGGAAGGAACCCAAUUGGCUACCAUCUUCCAUUACGAUGUCAUCGUGUGCUGGAGUUAUCCAAGUGGCGAAAUUCUCUUUCAAAAGAAAUUAGACGAUGAAAAGAUGACUGGAAUCAAGUGGAAUCCCUUCAGGCCAAACGUGUUUGCUGCUUUUAUUUUCUUCUUCAAUUCCUGCCCUGUCGAGCAACGGCCAUUUCAUUUUUUCACAAUUGAAUGUGAGAAAUGGAUCACGAGUGUCCAGUGGAUCUCUGAGAAUCGAGUUGCUCUCGGCUUCCAGGAUGGCGAGGGAAUUGAAAUUUGGGAAAUUGACGAAUCGACGACUUCCGCCAAAAUUGUCAAACGACUCGAACAUAAAGGCGUGAUGGGUUCGAUAUCAGGUAUGGCAUGGGACGAACGGACGAAAUGUUUGGCCGCUAGUUCAUGGGACGGAUGGAUUAAGAUUUGGUCAAUGGACAGCAACCAACCCAUUCACACCACAAAGUUCGAUGGCAAUUGUUGGAGUUUUGCUUGGUGUUUAAACGGGAAACAAAGGGACGACGCGGGAGUGGACGCGGCCAGGAAAUCGGCCGACAAUUUCAUUUUGGCUUGUGGAUUUGGCGUGGGGAAGAUUGUCAUUUGGACCCCGCUGGCAAAGGAAAAGACGAGAAUUCUCUGUCAACAUUCAGAAUCGGUAAUGGGGCUGUCGUUUUCAUCCGACGCUCGGUUUCUAUGUUCAGCGGAUAUUUACAAAUUGAUUAUCUGGGCAACUGAGAAUUGGGAACCCGUUUACAUCGACGUUGAAGAAAAAAUUAGGGUUGGACGUUUCUCGUGGUUCUCUCUUGGGUCCUCUUCUUCGUCUACGAAUGUCCCUGACUACAAAUUGACACGCGACACAAACGAUUACAAGGUAUGCAAAUGGGAUAUUCGUUAA
This is a messenger RNA of Daphnia pulicaria, 2170 nucleotides long. RefSeq lists its product as uncharacterized. Gene Ontology annotation, molecular function: ATP binding; protein serine/threonine kinase activity; pore-forming activity. Gene Ontology annotation, biological process: defense response to Gram-negative bacterium; killing of cells of another organism; protein phosphorylation. Gene Ontology annotation, cellular component: IRE1-TRAF2-ASK1 complex; membrane. Lineage: Eukaryota; Metazoa; Arthropoda; Branchiopoda; Diplostraca; Daphniidae. The record is from RefSeq and is a predicted model, not a curated record. Bases 170 to 2170 code for a protein of 666 amino acids. The transcript has 11 exons.